This is a messenger RNA of Mollisia scopiformis, 1088 nucleotides long. RefSeq names its product alpha/beta-hydrolase. The transcript has a single exon. Gene Ontology annotation, molecular function: hydrolase activity. The record is from RefSeq and is a predicted model, not a curated record. The coding region runs from base 37 to 1032 and encodes 331 amino acids. NCBI's taxonomy places the organism in Eukaryota, Fungi, Ascomycota, Leotiomycetes, Helotiales, Mollisiaceae.
CCUGUCUCCAACAACACGACAAGCCAAACAUUCAAGAUGGUCGACAAAAUUGUCCCAAACGACUCCAGGGUCCAAUACAAGACCGCAAAUCUCAACGGUCACACGUACAAUUACAUUCUCUCUGAGCCAAAAGGCACCAAGCCCCUCAACACCAUAUUCCUCAUCCAUGGCUUCCCGGACAUGUCAUUCGGAUGGCGCUAUCAAAUUCCACACCUCACGUCUCUUGGUCUUCGUGUCGUAGUUCCGGACAUGAUCGGCUACGGCGAUACCGACGCACCAGAAGACCCCAAAGAAUACACCUGCAAAAAGACAUGCGACGACCUCGCCGCACUCGCUUCGCACAUCGGCGUUUCGAGCAUUAUUCUGGGCGGUCACGAUUGGGGAGGAGCAGUAGUUUACCGGAUGGCGAUGUACUAUCCUAAAUUAUUGAGUGCGGUUUUCAGUGUUUGUACACCGUUCAUGCCGCCACAGAAGAAGUUCAUGCAUAUGAGCGAGAUGCCGAAUUUCAAGUAUCAGAUCCAGCUUCGGGGCCCAGGGGUCGUGAAGAAGAUUGUGGGUGAGGAGAAGAUUAGGCAGUUUUUGGCGGGUAUUUAUGGUGCUCGUUCAAAAGAUGGGAAGCCGACUUUUACUGUUGAGGUUGGGUGUCUUUUUGAUCGUCUGGACGGUGUAGGGUCGAGUCCGUUGGUGAGUGAUGAGGAGCUUGAUUUUUAUGUUUCGAAAUUCAAGAGGAAUGGAAUGAGGGGGCCGACCAAUUGGUAUAGGACGGGAGAGUUGAAUUAUGAGGAUGAGAAGGAGAUAGCGUUGAGUGGGAAGGAAAUCAAGUUCCAGAUGCCGUUCUUGUUCAUUUCGGCCACGAAUGACGUUGCGCUGCCCCCAAGUUUGAGUCGAGAAAUGGAAAGAUCAUUCAGAAGUCUGACGAAGGGUCAGGUUGAAGCUACGCAUUGGGCCUUGUGGGAGAAGCCGGAGGAGAUCAACCAAUAUCUCGAGGAGUUCUUGGUGGGUCAGAUUGGAGCAAGGAGAGCGAGUUUGUGAGUAGUAUUCUCAGACAUGUAGGAGUAAUUCUUUACUAUGAGCCCAGAUAACUCGGA